CUGGACCCUUUUCUUUCCGGAUUGUUUUCUAAUGCGCACGCGCAAAAUAUAAUCCUGGUAACCUCCAACAUGGCGGCGAGGGGCCAUGUGCAAGACCCUAACGACCGGAGACUCAGACCAAUUUACGAUUAUCUUGACAAUGGCAAUAACAAGAUGGCUAUCCAGCAGGCAGACAAGUUGCUCAAGAAGCACAAGGACUUGCACUGUGCCAAGGUCCUGAAGGCGAUUGGCCUGCAGCGGACAGGCCGACAAGAGGAUGCAUUCUCAUUGGCUCAGGAGGUCGCCGUCCUGGAGCCCACUGACGACAACUCGCUACAGGCCCUCACCAUACUCUACAGAGAGAUGCAUCGGCCUGAGCUUGUAACUAAGCUGUAUGAAUCUGCCGUGAAGAAGGUUCCCAGCAGUGAGGAGUAUCAUUCUCAUCUCUUCAUGGCGUAUGCUCGCGUAGGGGAGUACAAGAAGAUGCAACAGGCAGGAAUGGCUCUCUACAAGAUUGUUCCCAAGAAUCCCUACUAUUUCUGGUCUGUUAUGAGCCUACUUAUGCAGGCCAUCUCUGCUCAGGAUGAGAAGCUGGCCCAGACCAUGUUCCUGCCUCUGGCAGAGCGAAUGGUGGAGAAGAUGGUGAAGGAGGAGAAGAUUGAGGCAGAGGCAGAGGUGCAGCUGUACUUCAUGAUUCUGGAGCGGUUGGGGAAGUGUGUGGAGGCAUUAGAGGUGCUGCGUGGACCACUAGGAGAUAAGCUGACCAGUGAACUGCAGUGUAGGGAGAAUAAGUGUAUGCUGCUCUACCGCCGUCUGGAGCGAUGGCCUGAGUGCAACGCCCUCUCACAUAAACUACUGCUCAAGAAUCCUGAUGAUUGGCAGUUCUAUCUGUUGUACUUCGACUCCCUCUUCCAACUGAUGGACCAGAGCUGGACCCCCCCGUCUGAAGGAGAGCACUGUCCUGAGGGUGAGGUGCAGACCUCUGUGGCCCAGGCGGUGUGUUUUGUGGAGGACUGCGUACGUGGGGAGGACAACAAGGAGCAGCGCCCACUGAGAGGGCCCUACCUGUCCCGCCUAGAACUCAUCCGACGACUCCGAGAGAGAGGACUACCAGAGGCCUCACAGCUGGGGGACCCUCUGGAACUCAUGGUGCAGUUCUUUGUGAAGUUUGGAGAUAAACCAUGCUGUAUCACCGACCUGAAAAUCUUCCUGGACCUGCUGCAGCCAGACGAACAUGUGCAGUUCGCCAAUCGGCUGAUGGAGGGUGUACCUCUAGGCUCAGGCGAGGAGGGCGGAGUCGGUGCCGGGUUGCCAGGCGAUACGCGCGCACUGCAGCGCCACCUGUGUGUGACUCAGCUAAGCCGCGCUCUGGGCCUGCAUCACGCACUCGACACAGACAGCAAGUUGCAGCUCAUCGUGCAACUCAAAGCCCACUACCAGCACGGCCUACAGUUUGGGAAGUCGUGUUUGAAGACGGAGCUGCAGUACUCGGAUAUGUACUGCCUCAUGGCUGCACACGUCUACAUAGACCUGUGGAUGGAGACUGGGGAUGAAGCGAUGCUGUGGCAGAGUGUGUGUGUGCUGGAGGAGGGUCUGACUCACAGCUCAUCUAACGCCCAGUUCAAGCUGCUGCUGCUGCUGCUCUUCUGCCGCAUGGGAGCCUUUGAGCCAGUGGUGGACCUGUACACCAGCCUGGACGCCAAACACGUCCAGCACGAUACGAUAGGGUACCUCCUGACGCGCUAUGCAGAGGCUCUGGGCCAGUUUGCGGCCGCCUCCCAGUCCUGUAACUUCUCCCUCAGGUUUUUCCACUCUAACCAGAAAGAUACCUCAGAGUACAUCAUCCAGGCGUAUAAGUAUGGAGCGUUUGAGAAGAUUCCGGAGUUUAUUGCGUUUCGGACGCGUCUGAACCACUCGCUGCACUUUGCUCAGGUGCGCACGGAGCGCAUGCUGCUGGACCUCUUCCUGGAGGCCGACAUCUCGUCGUCUUUAGAGGACAGUGUGAAGGCGAUGGCAUUGAGUCCAGAGGACGAUGACAUCCCUUGGGACUGCAUGAGGGACAACAGGGACCUGACGGUGAUGACCAGCUGGGACCCACCCGACCGGCAUCUGACGGAGGCACACAGAAAGCAGUCUGUGGAAGAGGAAAUCAUAUGGCUGAAGGUGCGCUCCCUAACGUUACGUCUGAUUGGCUGCCUAGCACUGUUGAGCCCAGCCCCUCCCCCACAGAACUCUGGGAAGACCAAUGAGAAUGGAGUGGCCUCAAAACCUGCCACCUUGCACAAACUUCUCCCACAACUAGAGACUGCCCUUCAAGAAGCAGCGGAUUUUACAAAAACACACACAAAGACGUACCCUUUGUUUGGCCCCCCCCCUACACGGUUGAGUGUGGCUCUGCAGACAGGCUGCUGUUCCUGUCAGCUCUCUGCCCUGUGGCUCGUGCCCCCUCUCCUGGAGAUGGACAGCACUGGCCUAGAUGAGUCAUCGGAGGCACAGGUUAAGAUGUCCAAGAGCUUCAAAGCCCUACUGCAGCAGUUGCAGGACAUCCUGUCCAAAUGUAAAGGAGAUCUGGUAGUGAUGAGGGACGAGCAAUGCAAUACUCACCCCAGCCAUCUGGAGGCGCUGGUGCUCUUUGUAGAGACGGUGUGUGUGGUAGUGUGGGUGGUGGCGUUCUGUGCGGGAGUCUUGCGGCCCUUGAAGGUCAGCGCUCAGAAGAAGAAGAAAAAGAAAAAGGAGAGCAGCAUUUCUACGCCUGUUGUAGUGUGUAGUUUUCUGGAGCUGGUUGGAGGUGUGCAGACGGUGAUGUCACAGGCACUAGAGCACCUUAAGGAACAGGAGAUUCGUAUCACCGCUCUCAAGCUUGGAAGUCUAUCGCUGGACGACUCAGAGGAGGAUGGCUCCAUUAUGAAGACGGUGUUUGGGAAGGUUCAGAGCAGCUACCUGCGUUCCAUGUCUGAGCUCAGUGAGCUGCUGAGGAAGAGGAUGGACAUGCUGAAGGCUCUGAAGAUAUGAGCGUGCUCUACACAGUGCCCAACCCCCCCCCAGAGAACACGGCACUGUGUCCAGCCCCAAACCCCCCCCACCCUAACCCCCCCAGACCUCCGCUGCAUACCGUACAUACAUCUAACUUUAAACCAUUAGGACAGAAUACCCCUGUGUCUCAUGUUCACGCUGUUCAUACAGGCACUCAUACACGCUCGCUUACACACACACAACACACACACACCACACACACACACACACACACACACACACACACACCACACACCUGUAGUCUCCGACAUGGGAGGAGUGGCAUUGGUGCCCUCGUGUGGUGUGACGGAAGGAACGGUCAUUAUAA
This is a messenger RNA of Clupea harengus (Atlantic herring), 3319 nucleotides long. It is a transcript of the gene naa25, whose product is annotated as N-alpha-acetyltransferase 25, NatB auxiliary subunit. The record is from RefSeq and is a predicted model, not a curated record. NCBI's taxonomy places the organism in Eukaryota, Metazoa, Chordata, Actinopteri, Clupeiformes, Clupeidae. Gene Ontology annotation, biological process: N-terminal peptidyl-methionine acetylation. Gene Ontology annotation, cellular component: NatB complex; cytoplasm. Gene Ontology annotation, molecular function: protein binding.